This is a messenger RNA of Rhincodon typus (whale shark), 1033 nucleotides long. It is a transcript of the gene mrpl17, whose product is annotated as mitochondrial ribosomal protein L17. The record is from RefSeq and is a predicted model, not a curated record. Lineage: Eukaryota; Metazoa; Chordata; Chondrichthyes; Orectolobiformes; Rhincodontidae. Gene Ontology annotation, cellular component: mitochondrial large ribosomal subunit; ribosome. Gene Ontology annotation, molecular function: structural constituent of ribosome. The transcript is spliced from 4 exons. Gene Ontology annotation, biological process: translation. Bases 286 to 813 code for a protein of 175 amino acids.
GGUGAGGGCGUGGUCUGUUGGCGUGUGGGGGCGGGGUCAGGGCGGUGCCUGCUGAGAGCAGCUCCCGGGCCGGAACCUUUGUGUCGGGCUCGGUUCCGCCCGGAGUCGGGGACAAGAUGGCGGUGGCAGUAACGCGGGGGAGCGGGGACUGGUUUUAAAAUCGGGAAAAGGUGUUGAAGUGAACUUCAGCAUCGCCCUGCGCGGGAACAGAGACAGAACGAUAUUUAUAUUUGUUUAUAAAUCAAUCCGAGCUCAGACACAGGCCUCCCCAAACCUGCUGGAGAGAUGCACUUGACCACCGCCCUGUGGAUCAGUCAUGGGAAGGUUUACCGACGGAUGGGGCUCGGCCCUAGGUCCCGUCUCGACAUGUUACGGAACCUAGUUACUGCAUUAGUCCGACACGAGAGGAUUGAAACCACUCUGGCACGUGCUGAUGAGAUGAAACCUUAUGCGGAGAAGCUCGUGGACUAUGCCAAGCGUGGCGACACAGACGAGAAGGCCAUGAAAAUAGCUGACUUCUGGCUGACGGAGAAGGAUCUCAUCCCGAAACUCUUCAAGGUCCUAGCUCCACGAUUCCAGGAAUACCGAGGGAGUUGCGUGCGGAUGGCACAGAUUCCGACUCGGGAGAACCUGGACAGGGCCAAGAUGGCCGUCAUCGAGUACAAGCACAAUCCCCUGCCGCCCCUCCCCACCCGGCGCACAGGAGCCAACGAGAAGACCCUGGUCAACCAGCUGCUGAAGGGCUACAGGGAAGAAGCAGCUCAGAGGGCCGCUGCGGCUGCUGGCGAGUCUCAGGCUUCUAGUGCGGCCUAGCCUGGAGCUUGAGUUCCCAGUGAGAAAACAGACGGAGUGCUGAGGUGGGACUGUGCCCCUUCCUGCCCACCGCCCCCCCCACUCCCACAAACGCGUCCGGGAUUCUGUUUCCCGGGAAUCGCUGGCGCCCUCCAGACUGAAGCUGUGCCUCGCGUAUGUCCCUUUGGGGUUCACCUAUGUAAACUCUACCUGAUAUUAAACCUGCAAUGUGUGACUUUAA